Molecule: messenger RNA, 1047 nt
Organism: Tetrahymena thermophila SB210
Lineage: Eukaryota; Ciliophora; Oligohymenophorea; Hymenostomatida; Tetrahymenidae
Exons: 1
Source: RefSeq, a predicted model, not a curated record
AAUAAAAAAUUAAAUAUUGCACUAUUAAAUUUCAGAAUAGAUACCUAAAUAAAAAAGAAAGCUCAAAAAUAACUAGCUCUUUACUAAUAACCGAAAAUAUAAGCCAACUUAUUUACCAUAAUCAUGAGUUAAGAGCAAUUAACUCCUGCUUAAAAUGAUAAUGAAUUGUUUGAUGGAGAGGAGUCUAAUGAAUAGAACUAAAAAAAUUUGUAAAAAUUAGAUUAUCAUAUUGAAAAUUAAUAAUAAGCUAUGAACAUAGAAGAAUAUGAUAAUAAAGAAAAAUAAAACACAGAACCUAGCAACUAAUAUUCUACUAUUAUCAGUGAUAAUAUAUAAACAUAUUACACAAAUUAAAAUCCUAGUGAAUUUAAUAACCCCUUUGAAAAUGAUCAAGAAAAUGAAGAAUUUGAUGGUUAGAACAACUAAUUGAUUACUUAUGAAGAGAUAGAAGGAAGUGAUCAAUAUUCAAGCUGCUCUACUUAAAAAUUGUAAGAUGAAAGCAAUUCUAAUUCAGAUUAAGAAUCUUCUUACGGAUCCUAAACUAUAUUAUAAUCUUAAUAAUAUUUUUAAAAGGAAGAGAGCUAAAGUAAUGAUGAAUCAUAAAAUAUGUCUGAAGAUGCUAAACUUGAGGAUGAAGAAAAUAAAUUUAAGGAUGUAUUUAAUAGUAUAGUGGGCAAAUAUAGAAAUUUCGUAAGUAAGGAUAAACUUUAUUAUGAAUAAAAAAUAAUGUGUCCAUAAAUAGAUUAUUAAUUCAAAGAAGAAGUAUAAAAUUAUUUUAAUUAAAUUGAUGAUGACUUUUACUUAUGUAAUGGAAGCAUAAAUGAUCACUCAAGUAGUUUUUACAAUAUUUACUGGUUAUAUAGGAGCAACAGUAUUGUUGAUAACUAAAAAUCGUUAGCCUAUUUCUUAAAAUAACUAAAAAUGCACGAUAUAUAUAACUAAGAAAAUGACGAAGGAAUGUUUAUCUAUGAGUUGUAUUACUCAUUUUUAAAUGAAUGUAAUGAAGAUUCUGAAAGCAAAUAAAAGAAUUUUGAUUUAUCUGAAUGA